GAUCCAAAGCCCUGAGCAGUGGUUUAUCUCUGCACAUCCAAGAGGGCGAGUCCCUGCGCCUGGUGUGUGUCCCUGACAGCAACCCUCCUGCCACGCUGAAAUGGAUUUGGGGGAACCGGACACUGAAACCCUCACAGCCCUCCAACCAUGGGGUUCUGGAGUUGCCUCAGGUGGGGCUGAAGGACCAUGGAAAAUACGUCUGCCAAGCUCAGAACGUGCUGGGCACUCAGACAGCCUCUGUGAACCUCAUUGUGCACAGUGAGUUGCGAGAUACCUGGGGGGAAUCCAGAACCCAGGAAGGCAAUGGUUCAGGGGGUCAUCAGAGGAGCUGGUGCCAUGGUCCUGCUUGCCGUCUGCCUCGGCCUCAGCUUCUGCAUGAACCUGGAUGGAUUCUGGCUGUGGCAGGUGCAGGAUGCUGGCCUCUGCUGCUGCCCCUGCUGUGGAAGGGCUCCCUGCAGGAGAAUCCAGAGUUUGACCUCCAAGUGCCAGAGUUGGUGGCAGUGCAAGAAGGCUUGUGCAGUCUGGUGCCUUUCUUUGUUGUCUUGUGGAGUUUGUGGUUUUCUCCAUUUCCACUCUAUAUGUCCUGGCUUCGGGAUGAAGAUAACACAACCUACAGAGAUCCGGUGGCCACAAAUACAGAGAGAGCAGUGAAGACAGAGACCAGAGACCGAUUCCACCUUCUUGGAGGCAUCUGGACCAGUGACUGCUCUCUGGACAUCACAGAUGGCAGGAAAAGUGACACAGGAAGCUACGUCUUUCAGGUGGAAAAAGAACAGUUUGGAAACUAUACUUAUGAAGAGAUGAAUUUGAAGGUGACAGACCUUGCAGAAAAACCAGUCAUCCACUUUCCCGAACCUCUGGAGUCUGGACAUCUCACAAACCUGAGCUGCAGCCUGCCAGGAUCAUGCCAAGGGGGCAGACCCAUCACCUUCUCCUGGAGGGAAGAUGUUCUUAAAACCAUGCACUCUGGGACCUUUGACACCUCAGUGCUCACCCUCAUCCCACAGCCCCAGGACCACAACACCAGUCUCACCUGUCAGGUAAAUCUCCAUGAAACUUAUGUGACCACAGAGAAAACCAUAUGGCUCAAUGUCUCCUAUGCUCCACAGAAACUCAGCAUCAUCAUCCUCAGAAAUGGUGCAGGCUGCCCCAUCCGCCCCAUCAACAAGUCCUGGAAUUGA
Molecule: messenger RNA, 1181 nt
Organism: Castor canadensis (American beaver)
Lineage: Eukaryota; Metazoa; Chordata; Mammalia; Rodentia; Castoridae
Source: RefSeq, a predicted model, not a curated record